AUGGCUGCGCCUACAUCUGAUAUCAUCAACGCUACUUCCACCAAUCAGCUACACAAUAUUAACAUGUCAAAUGUUACAAAACUCAUUGCCUCCAACUUUCUCAUGUGGAGUCGACAGAUCCAUGCCUUGCUCGCCGGUUAUGGACUUACCGGUUUUUGUGAUGGCACCACGGUGGCUCCUGCCUCUAUUGUCCUUCAUGACGGUCAUACUAUCGAUAAUCCCGCAUAUGAUCUCUGGCAACGACAAGAUCAACUUAUUGUCGCUAGUCUUUUUGGUGCAAUCUCGGUUGAACUUCAACCUAUCCUCUCCAACUCUUCCACGACCACACAGAUCUGGACUCUCCUUUCCUCUACGUAUGCGAAACCAACAUGGGGACACAUCAAAAUGCUACGGGAACAGAUCAAGCAGUGGCGUAAAGGUACCAGAUCUAUUGAUGAAUACGUUCAAGGUUUUUUUCCUCGUUUUGAUCAGCUUGCUACAUUGGGCAAACCUUACGAGCAUGAAGAAAAGAUUGAGUAUUUACUUAGUGGUCUUCCGGAGGACUAUAAGCCGAUUGUUGACCAGAUUGAAGGCUGUGAUACUCCGCCUACCAUGUCGGCCAUACAUUAG
Molecule: messenger RNA, 609 nt
Organism: Camelina sativa (false flax)
Lineage: Eukaryota; Viridiplantae; Streptophyta; Magnoliopsida; Brassicales; Brassicaceae
Source: RefSeq, a predicted model, not a curated record